This is a messenger RNA of Telopea speciosissima, 3129 nucleotides long. Its product is annotated as LRR receptor-like serine/threonine-protein kinase EFR. Gene Ontology annotation, biological process: protein phosphorylation. The coding region runs from base 1 to 3129 and encodes 1042 amino acids. Gene Ontology annotation, molecular function: receptor serine/threonine kinase binding; protein kinase activity; ATP binding. The transcript has 2 exons. NCBI's taxonomy places the organism in Eukaryota, Viridiplantae, Streptophyta, Magnoliopsida, Proteales, Proteaceae. The record is from RefSeq and is a predicted model, not a curated record.
AUGGCACUACUUCAGCUUAUUUUAGUUUUCAUUCUCCUCUUUGCUGGGAGCUCAUCACUGAGGCUAGUAGAAUCAGUCAUUGGCAGUGGAACUGGAAGGAUGAUGAUCCUAGAUCGACAGAACGAGACGGAUCGACUUUCUUUGUUGGAGUUCAAGAAACAAACUUAUGACCCGUAUGAAGCACUAAGUUCUUGGAACGAUUCCAUCCAUUUCUGCAACUGGGAAGGUAUCACAUGUGGUCAUCGUCAUCAACAACGGGUUAUCCGUUUGGAUUUACAAGGUAAGGGCUUGGGAGGUAAUAUAUCUCGUUCCAUUGGAAAUCUCACUUUUCUUCAUUUCCUCAACAUUGCAAACAAUAGCUUUCAUGGCAAAAUCCCCCAAGAGGUCGGCAAUCUGAUUCGACUACAGUACAUUGUUUUCCACAACAACACUCUCGAAGGAGAACUUCCUACCAGCUUGGCCAAUUGCACUCGUCUGAGAGAAAUUCGUUUCUCCUAUAACAAUCUUAUGGGGAAGAUUCCGGUUGAACUAUUUAGAUCUUUGUUGAAGCUGGAGAUCAUUUAUAUUACUAAAAACGGCUUUACAGGAGAAAUACCAGCUUCUUUGGGGAACAUCUCCUCCCUCCGAGUUAUCCAUUUGAGUGAGAAUGGACUGCAGGGGAGCAUUCCAGAAUCCUUUGGUCAGCUAACAAAUUUGUACUUUCUAGCACUUUCUCUGAACAAGCUAGUUGGUAUGAUCCCUGUCUCACUAUAUAAUCUCUCAUCUCUUGAAAUGAUUUCUCUUCCAUUUAACCAACUCCAUGGGAGCCUUCCAAGGGACAUUGGCCUCACUCUUCCAAAUCUCAAAAAACUAGCAAUUGCACAUAACCUUUUCUUAGGGAGCAUUCCGAGUUCAAUCUCCAAUAUUUCAACAUUUGAAUUAAUUGAUCUUGGUGCAAACAGUUUUGUUGGGCCCAUCCCUAACAACUUAGGAAAUCUUCAAAACCUUCAAUGGUUCAGUAUUAGUGAAAAUCAAUGUGGAACAGGGGAAGCUGAUGAUUUAGAUUUUGUAAAGUCUUUGGUCAAUUGUACAAAUCUAGAGAUUUUGGACCUAACAGACAAUGGUUUUAAGGGUCCCAUUCCCAAUUUCAAAGCCAAUCUCUCAACACAACUCUCAAUGAUUUUCUUGGGAGGGAAUCAAAUAUCUGGAAUCAUUCCUACUAGGAUUGAGAAUCUCGUCAACUUAACCUUCUUGUCCAUGGAAAAUAACUUUCUCGAAGGUAAUAUUCCAUCUAGUGUAGGGAAACUUCCAAAGCUUCAAAGAUUAUCCUUGGAUGGAAAUAGACUUUCAGGACAUAUACCUUCUUCUAUAGGCAAUCUCACUGUUUUGUACGAACUCUAUUUAGAUGCCAACAACUUGAAUGGAAGCAUUCCUUCCAGCAUUGGAAAUUGUCAACAGUUACAGUACCUAACCUUUUCUAAUAAUAACCUCCAAGGCCCAGUACCUAAACAACUCUUCCUUAUCCCUUCCUUAUCUAUAUCUCUCAAUUUAUCUUCUAAUUCUCUUGUUGGUUCCCUACCAAUUGAAAUUGGUAACUUGAAGAGUCUUUCUACAAUAGAUAUCUCCAAAAAUAGACUAUCUGGAGAAAUCCCCUCCUCCAUUGGUGAUUGUAAUAGUUUGGAACAUCUUUAUAUGGGGGGUAAUUUCUUUGAAGGAACCGUUCCUCAAUCUUUGACUCUUUUGAAGGGGCUUCGAGAUUUAGAUCUCUCACACAACAAUUUAUCAGGGCAAAUCCCGAAAGAUCUACAAAAUCUUUUAGCAUUGUGGAGUUUGAAUUUAUCCUUCAAUAGUCUUGAGGGGGAGGUACCAACAAAAGGAAUCUUUGGAAAUAAAAGUGCAAUUUUGGUGAACGGAAAUGAUAAGCUUUGUGGAGGAAUUGCGGAGUUACAUCUUCCUGCAUGCAAAAAACAUAGAUCUACAAAACGAGAAAAGUCCAAUGCUAUUAGAAUAGGUUUGGCGAUAAUCGUUGUGGUUCUUGCUUUUCUUUUGAUAUUUUCCUUUCUUACUUUUUAUUGGAUAAGAAGAUCAAAAAGUAAACCACAAUCCACAUCAUUAAUCGGUGAACAAUUCUUAAAGCUUUCUUACAAAGAGCUCUUCCAAGCUACUGGAGGAUUUGCUUCAGCUAAUUUCAUUGGUUCUGGUAGUUUUGGUUCUGUAUACAAAGGGAUUAUCAACCAAGAUGAAACCAUUGUUGCAGUCAAAGUACUCAACCUUCAAAAUCCAAUAGCUUACAAGAGCUUUUUGGCUGAGUGCGAAGCAUUAAGAAACAUUCGGCAUCGUAAUCUUGUCAAGAUUUUAACUUCCUGUUCAAGUCUUGAUUCAAAAGGCAAAGAUUUCAAAGCCCUUGUUUAUGAGUUCAUGCCCAAUGAGAGUCUGGAUGAUUGGUUGCAUUUGCCGAUGGAGUCAAACAAUCAUUCAAGGAGUUUAAGCCUUCUUCAAAGAUUAAACAUUGCAAUUGAUGUGGCUUCUGCAUUGGAUUACCUUCAUUACCACUGUUAUGCGACAAUUGUUCAUUGUGACUUGAAGCCAAGCAAUAUUCUACUUGACAGUGAUAUGGCUGCACAUGUCAGUGAUUUUGGUUUGAUGAGGCUACUUUUAGAACCCGACGACAAUUCAUCCCAAAAUCGAACUAGUACUAUUGGGAUAAAAGGAUCGAUUGGCUACACUGCUCCAGAAUAUGGCAUGGGUGGAAGAGCAAGUAUACAAGGGGACAUGUUUAGCUAUGGGAUCCUUUUAUUGGAGAUGUUCACUGGGAAAAGGCCAACAUAUCAAAUGUUUACUGAUGACUUAAAUCUCCAUAACUUUGCAAAGGCAGCUUUACCCACACACGUGAUGCAAAUUUUAGAUCCAACACUGCUACCCAAGGAAGAACAAAUUGAAGAGGAUGUUAUCAACAAAACUGAAGGUCCUAGUCAUAUGACAGAUAACUUGCAAGAUUGCAUAACAUCAAUAAUUGAAAUUGCAGUCAAGUGCUCCAUGGAAUUGCCAAGAGAACGUAUGAACAUGAACGAUGUUUUGAGAGGACUACAUUUAAUCAAAGGAAAAAUUUCUAGAAACAAGAAUAUAUCAAUAGAGAGCAACCAUGCCUGA